AUGGACGGGAACGGCGGUGCGGGAGGCCGGCGGGCGCAGCGGCCUCGCCUCGCGGGCUCCCCGGGCCAGGCCCCCGCCCUCUCCCCGGCCCCACCUCGGCUCUGCCGCAGCGGCUCGUCCUCCUCGCGCGGGCGAUCCGUGGCGCAGCGGCUGGCGAGCCCCUUUAUAGGAGCCACGCUGGCCUCUUGGGACGCCCUGGAGGCCAGCGGAUCCGGCGCCCGUUUUCUUGGGCCUGGCACGGCCCUCUGCCCUCUGGCGCUGCUCCACGCGGCUCCCCCUACACCGCUGGCCCACGCGGCUCCCAGCCGGGACGCCGGUCCUUCUCCGGGUGGCGCAGGGCGCCGGCACAAGAGCUUCCAGGCGGCCCCCCAGCGCCAGCCACAUCUCCAGAAGGCCUGCGCCCCAGGAAAGACGCCAAACAGCAGGCGGAAGGGGCUCCCUUGCGUUCAGUGUGCCGGAAUGGACCUGAGAAGGAUGCCCACACCUGUCCAGGCAGUGGAAGUGAAGAACCACCGGCUGAGGAUAGCGGCACACCGGAGCAGAGCCAUCGGGCCACCUUGCGGCGUCUCUUCGAGGCCUAGCGCCGCCUGCAUCCGCUCGUUGCACGCUCGGGUCUCGGGAAGCAGCCCGCACGACGGGCGGACAGGCAGGAGGCGGAGGCGAGAGGAAGACCUCACCGGGGAAGGCGAGGAGAUGCCGUCCUUCCGCUACAGGCCAAGCGGCCGGGCAAGGAGCGGCUGCAGCCAGUGCGAGAAGGCCCUCACGCUCCAGGCCUCCGUGAAGGUGCUGUACGCCUUCGUCGCCGUGCUCGUGCUGGCGGUGGUGGUGCUGGCGGCUUUGGUCUUCAAGAAGGUGAACUCCAUCGCGGAUGACGUCAGCUCGGCCCAGGUGUUCUACCGGAAGAAGAUCGCGUCUGUCCAGGAGAACCUGCAGGAGCUGGACGAGAAAUCUGUGGCCAACUGCUCCUUCUGCCACGACACGGGCCUGCUCGGCCAGGAAAUCGGCAAGCUGCAGGAGGAGCUGGAGGAGGUCCAGAAGAAGCUGCUGGCCCAGGAAGUGCUGCUGGACCGGGCCGGGCAAGCCCACCAGCAGCUGUCCUCCGCGAGCGACAGGAUCGCGGGCGAGGUGGACGGCUGCGUCUCCGCCAUCCAGCAGGUCAACCAGAGCCUGGGCCUCUUCCUGGCCCAGGUGCGAGGCUGGCAAGCGGCCACCGCCGAGCUGGGCCGCUCGCUGAAGGCGCUGUCGCAGGAGCACUUCGACGUGGCGGCCGUCAUGGAGCAGAUGAACUUCACCAUCGGGCAGACCUCGGACUGGGCGCUCGUCAUCCAGAGGAAGACCACCGAAGAGACGCUGACCCUGCAGCGGAUCGUGGCCGAGUGGCAGAACUACACCCGCCUCUUCGGGAGCCUGCGGGCGACGUCCUCCAAGACCAGCGAGGUGGUCAAGAGCAUCCAGUCCAGUCUGGGCAUCGCCUCCCAGCGGAUCGGCCAGAACUCGGAGGGGAUGCACGACCUGGUCCUCCAGGUGAUGAGCCUGCAGCUGCAGCUGGACAACGUCUCCUCCUUCCUGGACGACCACGAGGAGAACAUGCACGACCUGCAGUACCACGCCCGGUACACGCAGAACCGGACCGCCGAGCGCUUCGAGACCUUGGAGGGCCGCAUGGCGUCCCACGAGAUCGAGAUCAACACCAUCUUCACGAACAUCAACGCCACCGACAGCCACGUGCACAGCAUGCUGAAGUACCUGGACGACGUGCGGCUGUCGUGCACGCUGGGCUUCCACGUCCACGCCGAGGAGCUGUACCACCUGAACAAGUCGGUCGGCCUCAUGCUGAGCACCACGGACCUCCUGCGGGAACGCUUCGGCCUGCUGAGCGCCCGGCUGAACUUCGACAUCCGCAACCUCUCCAUGGUCAUGGAGGAGAUGAAGGCCGUCGACACCCGGCACGGGGAGAUCCUGCGGAACGUCACCGUCUUGCGCGGCGUUCCCGGCCCCCCAGGCCCCAGAGGAGUCAGAGGAGACCUCGGCAUAAAGGGUCUUCCUGGAAGCAGAGGACAGAAAGGCGACCCUGGGGGCCUGGGCCCUCCCGGGCCCCAGGGGGCCCGAGGCUCUCCAGGCGUCCCGGGGCCACAGGGCGAAAGAGGCUCUGCGGGCACGAGGGGCCCCCCCGGAUUCAAGGGCACCAAGGGCAACUUUGGGCAAAGUGGGCCCAAAGGCCAGGUGGGGCCGAAGGGGGACGUGGGACCGCCGGGGCCCGAGGGGGUGCCGGGGCCCGCCGGGCCACAGGGGCCACCGGGGAAGCCCGGCAGCCCAGGCAAGCCAGGGCCGCCGGGCCCCAUUGGGCUGACGGGGCCAAAGGGGGACCCCGGGAUCCGAGGUCGGCCGGGGCUUCCGGGCCCCCCGGGGCCCCCAGGAAUGUGA
Molecule: messenger RNA, 2424 nt
Organism: Varanus komodoensis (Komodo dragon)
Lineage: Eukaryota; Metazoa; Chordata; Lepidosauria; Squamata; Varanidae
Gene: SCARA3
Product: scavenger receptor class A member 3
Exons: 9
Coding region: 1-2424 (807 amino acids)
Source: RefSeq, a predicted model, not a curated record